Rhododendron vialii is the source of this 1763-nucleotide messenger RNA. RefSeq lists its product as uncharacterized. The coding region runs from base 197 to 1450 and encodes 417 amino acids. Gene Ontology annotation, cellular component: membrane. The transcript is spliced from 6 exons. Gene Ontology annotation, molecular function: fluoride transmembrane transporter activity. Gene Ontology annotation, biological process: fluoride transmembrane transport. Lineage: Eukaryota; Viridiplantae; Streptophyta; Magnoliopsida; Ericales; Ericaceae. The record is from RefSeq and is a predicted model, not a curated record.
GUGAUUUGCAAAAGUGCAAAACUGUCGGUUCAAAUGGAUUUGCUAUAGAACUGUAGAUUCUAUUUAUUGAACAAUUUUGAUUGCUUACAUAAUGGUAAUUUUCAGCUUAUUUUUCCACUGAAUUACAUCAUAGGUUUACUGUUGUAGUUUGGGGAAGUCGUCGCAAGAGGGACGAAGUUUCAUCAGCCCUGGUGUGAUGACAACGGAUCUUGAGUCCAGUGGUGCUGAUUCUUCUCUGAGAAGGCACUCAAAUGCUAUGACCCCAAUGGAUGAUGAUAGGCAUGAUGUAAUGGAAAAGGGUAGUGUUUUGCCCAUUCCUGUGGAUGCUUUGGCCACUGCCUCCCCUGUAUCGCCAUCGACAGUGGAUGUUGGGCCUCCUCUGAGUCCUCUUUUGACCAAGGAUAUCACUCUUUCUGUUGACAAAAACACAAAGCAAGAGAACAAGAAAGAGCUACCAUGGCUAUUGGAUUACGGUUCACACCUUGUCCAUCUUGCUGUUUUCGGAAUUCUUGGGGUUUUGACAAGGUACGGUCUGGAGAACCUGUUUGGCCCCGGAGUAAUUGGCCUGACAAGCGACCAAAGUGUUCUGUACCUUGAACUUGCUCCUAAUAUGGUUGGCUCGUUCUUGAUGGGGUGGUUAGGUGUUGUUUUCAAAGGAGAUAUAUCCAGAGUUUCCGAUCAUCUAGCCGUUGGACUGACUACUGGUUACUUGGGAAGUCUCACAACUUUCAGUGGCUGGAACCAGCGAAUGCUUGACCUCAGUGUUCAAGGCAAAUGGGCUGUUGUGUUUGGGAUUCCUUUAGGCUUCAUUCUUGCUGAUUACUCCAUCAUCUAUGGGAUUAGGACAGCUAAGGUCUUCAAAGGGUUUCUGGAAACAUCAAAUGUACUCCCCUUAAGUGAGCCUUCGAGCUUUAAAAGCAAUGGGAAGGUGGACCACUUCAAGCGCCAGUGUGCAGUCAUGUUUGUGCUUCUAUUGGCUCUAGGCUUGGUAUGGGGUGCCGGUGGAGCUUUCGUGAAGAGAGAGUUUGGCCAUGGUGGCAGUGGAGUGCAGCUACUGUUAGGCUGCAUUGUUGGGCCUUUCGGUGUGUGGAUCCGGUGGCUCUUAGCCCGCCAACUCAAUGGACGUGGCUUUGGAAAAUCCGGCCGGUGGAAAUGGCUUCCCUUUGGUACUCUGAUCGCCAAUGUUUCUGCGGCUUGUCUCAUGGCGGCACUUGCAACACUACAGGAAGCGGUUAAAACAAAGACUUGUGAUACAAUAGCAACAGGCAUACAGUUUGGGCUGUUGGGUUGUCUCAGCACUGUUUCCACUUUCAUUGCUGAGGUUCACUUGCUGAGAGAGAGCAACCAGCCUUGGAGAGGAGAUGCUUAUGCCAUAGUCACCAUUGGCGUGUCCUUUGGCCUGGGCACCUUGAUCUACUCGGUACCUGUUUGGACACGGCGAUACAAUUAGGAUACACUGAGUACAGUGCUUUGAUUCUUUCUCGAGGCUGCGUUUGGAUCGUAAAUUUGUAGAGAGAUUUAUCUAGAGGAAAGGAAAAUGAGGGGGAACCAAGCAAUUAUCUUUGGCAAACCCAAUACAAGACAAUAACAGAAUAACCAUUGCAGAAGACCCAUGAGGGUAAUUUGGACUAAAUAAUUCAUUCUUUCCAGACAGUUACUAUUAUUCUUGGUGUUCAGUUAACCCUUUUGUAAUGUCAAAUUUGUUGUACACAAUAUUCACGUCUUCUGUAUAAUGAGAGUACAGUUGUUAUUGUUGGUGUUUA